UGAGCGGGUUCGAGCGUUCAACCUGAAAUGAUAACGUUAUUGUUUUGAUAUCACCGCGGACGAGAAAUUCUGGAGAAGUCAAGUGUCAAUAUGUUUGGAGUUUUAAGGAGGACAGGGGGAUUUUUCAAACCUUCGGGAAUUGAUCGGAAAUGUUUCGGUGGAUUUGUGUACAGUGGAGAGGUUAUUCAGGCUAGGAGAAAUGGCCUGCCAAUUGUUGCACUGGAGACAACAAUUGUCACACAUGGCAUGCCGUAUCCCGAUAAUUAUGCGACGGCUGUCACUGUUGAGAGUGUGAUAAGGAAAAAAGGAGCAGUUCCCGCAACAAUCGGCAUAAUUAACGGCCGAAUCCAUGUGGGUCUGACCGAAGAGCAGAUUAAAAAAUUGGCUGUUGAGGCUGGGGGUCCCCAAAGUGCCAUAAAAUGCUCGCAAAGGGAUAUCUGUGGUGUUGUGGCUGGAAGAGCGAACGGUGGAACCACUGUUGGAGGCACUGUGACAAUAGCCAAACUCGCUGGAAUUCCUGUGAUGGCAACUGGUGGUAUUGGAGGGGUACACCGGGGAGCUGAGGAAACAUUCGAUAUUAGCUCGGAUUUAGUUGUUCUGGGGAGGACUCCGGUGGCUGUGGUCUGCGCUGGGGUCAAAGCCAUUCUCGAUAUUCCCAAGACUCUGGAGUUUCUGGAGACAUUGGGGGUGCCAGUGGUAACAAUGGGAGAUACAGAGACAUUCCCAGCAUUCUACAGUCGCAGCACCUCGGAUUACCUGAAAUCCCCGGCGAGAGUAUCUGGAUGUCAGCAAGCCGCCGAGUGUAUAAAAGCUCAAAGGGAUUUGGGAUUAAAUUCGGGUCUAGUUUUUGCUGUUCCCAUACCACAAUCAGCUUCCCUCGACCCACUGGAGAUUGAGGGAUUCAUUCAAAUGGCCCUGAGGGAGUCUGAGGAGAAGAAAAUCAGGGGGAAAGCAGUCACUCCUUAUUUGUUGAAAAGAAUAACUGAGUUGACUGGGGGAAAGUCGUUGGCAGCGAAUAAAAUCCUCAUUCAGAAUAAUGCAGCAGUGGCAGCAGAAAUCUCCCUGCACUUGUCUAAAUUACUUAAUCAAAAUGAGGAAAAUUAUGCUAAUGAUGUUAAGAGAGUAAUUCCUGGUGUACCAGUAGUUAUUGGAGGAGCAGUGGAGGACACACUGCUGCAAUGUGAGGACACCCCCCUAAAAUUUGAUGGCAGAACACACAAGGGAAAGAGCCGGAAGAGCUAUGGGGGCGUGGGAAGGAAUAUCGCUGCUGCUCUCGUUGCACUUGGAGUGGAAGGGACCAAGUUCCUGUCGGUUGUCGGCGGUGAUGAGGCUGGCAGGACAAUCGUGAGGGAUCUCGUGGGGGCUGGGGGGACUGUGAGAAUGUUGUCGGGUGAAACUACUGCGAGGUACACCGCAGCGGUAGACGGAGCCGGCGAAUGUCGAUUUGCCGUAGGCGAAAUGGAUAUUUUUGAUUCAAUCGACGUAUCCCUCAUACACGAGAAUCGAUCGGCCCUCGAGCAAGCACAACUCAUCAUUCUCGAUGGUAAUCCACCAGUCGACACCAUUCGUGAGGUCAUCGACAUUGCUGUUAAUUGCCAGAUACCUGUGUGGUACGAACCAACAGACGUGAAAAAAGCCUGCAAAAUAUUCGACGCUCACUCUGAGUGGAAGAAGAUCCUCCACUUCGUCACUCCAAACGUCAAAGAACUCUUCGCAAUGGCUGAGUAUUUUUCGAUAAAGAAAAUGGAUCAUAUUUCUCCGGAUGGAGCCAGGGAAUUGAUCACUGAUGUCGCUGAAAAAUUAGCUGAGUACAUUCCGGUUGUUGUUGCAACAAUGGGGGCUGAAGGAGUUCUGAUUGUUCGAAGAGGAUCAAAAUCCGAUGUUUUCUACUCCAAAAACAACAACAAAUUAUUACUAUUGGAGAAUGGAGGAAUCCAGAGUAGACUCUACUCCCCAACGCCAAAAAUUAAGGAACACUCGAGGGAAAGUAAAUACAGUGUGAGUGGCUGUGGAGAUUGUUUAGCUGCUGGAAUAAUCUCCGGAAUUCUGCGAGGAUUCACCGAAGAAUCCUGCGUAUCUCUGGGGCUCAAAGCUGCUCGCCUAUCCCUAGAAUCCACUCAGACAGUCCCCACUUCCCUCAGAACCUUACACUGAGAGAAAAACGACAAAGUUC
This is a messenger RNA of Diachasma alloeum, 2173 nucleotides long. Its product is annotated as pseudouridine-metabolizing bifunctional protein C1861.05. Gene Ontology annotation, molecular function: pseudouridylate synthase activity. The record is from RefSeq and is a predicted model, not a curated record. The coding region runs from base 91 to 2154 and encodes 687 amino acids. The transcript has 9 exons. Lineage: Eukaryota; Metazoa; Arthropoda; Insecta; Hymenoptera; Braconidae.